Molecule: messenger RNA, 675 nt
Organism: Synchiropus splendidus (mandarinfish)
Lineage: Eukaryota; Metazoa; Chordata; Actinopteri; Syngnathiformes; Callionymidae
Product: rho-related GTP-binding protein RhoV-like
Exons: 3
Coding region: 1-675 (224 amino acids)
Biological process (GO): small GTPase-mediated signal transduction
Molecular function (GO): GTPase activity; GTP binding
Source: RefSeq, a predicted model, not a curated record
AUGGCUCAAGCGUGUCAGCGACUGGAGAAGGCCCACAGGUUGAAGGAAGAGCUGAGCUGCAUGCUGGUGGGCGAUGGAGCUGUGGGGAAGAGCAGCAUGAUCAUCAGCUACAUCUUCAACGGUUACAACAGCGACUACAGGCAGACGGCUUUUGACGUUUUCACCGGUUCGGUUCAUGUCAAUGGAUUACAAACGCGCCUCAAGCUGAUAGACACAGCAGGACAGGAGGAGUUUGGCCAUCUUCGCUCCCUGUGCUAUGCCCAUGUGGACGUCUUCAUGCUCUGCUUCAGCCUGGUCAACCCGGCCUCCUUCCACAACGUCACCUCCAAGUGGAUCCCGCAGAUCCGAGCGAGAAACCCGAGGUCUCCCAUCAUUCUGGUGGGAACCCAGUCGGACCUGCGGCAGAACGUCGAGGUGCUCAUUCAUCUGGACAGAGGGCGCAGCAGACCGGUGAGCUGUAAACAAGGCAGGAAGCUCGCUCGCAGGAUCGGCGCUUGCGACUACGUGGAAUGCUCCGCUCUCACCCAACACAACUUGAAGGAUGUGUUUGACUGUGCAAUAUCUGCCGCCAUCCGACUGAAGCGCUCUGGAGCUAAACAGCACAGGCUCGACCUCGUCAAGCGUUUCAAGACUUUUUGCGACGGCGGCUGGAGAAAACUGCUCAACAUGCAAUAA